CAGAUCUUUGCAUACCUUCCUACAUUUCCUGAAUAGAAAAACUGUAGGGAAGAAGUAAUGGUCCCUAGCUUAUACCCUGUGAAGGGCAAUGAUAGCUGUGAACCUUGUUUCUGACUUACGGAAAGUAUAUGUUUUUGUUGUUGUUGUCUUCAGUCUCCCCUAGGUGAGGAAAGAACAAUAUUUUUAUUGAUUAGUUUCAGUCUCCUCUAAGAAAGUAAGAUAUAAUAAUAAUAAUAAUAAUAAUAAUAAUAAUAAGAAGAAGAAGAAGAAGAAUGCCUGAUCCUUGCAGCCCAGGAGCAAGCCAUCAGAACAAAUGCAAUUAAGGCCAAGAUCAAAUAUUAUCCUGAGGACCAUCGUAAGGAUUUUUCAAGAGUUGUUUGUAUUCAUAAAAUACUUUCCAAGUGUUUGGAAUCCCAGCAAGUUGUUCGAAAGGAUGAUGGGGGAUGAUAAGAGAUCCCGACUUGAAAGGAAACAGAUAUUUUUUGCCGGUUCAGGCUUGACAUUUAUGCGGCAGAACCAGCAUAACGCACUUUUACCACACUGAAUUGCAAAAAAAAUCAGGGCAUGGAUCAAAGUAUAGCCUGCAAUUUACUCCCAUGCUGAUUGGAGCUGCUUCUAUCUACACUAGGCAUGGGCAAACUUCAGCCCUCCAGGAUCCUGAUGUUCGCCUGUCCAAAGCCCUCUCUUACACUUUGCGUCAUGGCGCAGACAAGUUGGGAUUAGCCAUGGGAGCGGAUGGCUUUGUGGAUGUGGCAGAGAUCCUUCGCUUGCCCCAGUUUAAGGCAUGGUCCUUGGAAGACGUCCAGCGUGUUGUGGAGACGAACGAAAAGCAGCGCUUUGCCCUGCGGCCACAUCCUUCUGAUGCGCACCUCCAGAUCCGUGCCAACCAAGGGCAUUCAUUGCAGGUGUCUGAAUUGGAGCUGGUCCCAUUGCUGAACCCAUCAGAUUUCCCAGAGAUUGUGGCCCAUGGCACUUACCUGCACCACUGGCCUGCCAUUCGCAAGGACGGCCUGUCACGGAUGGGCCGAUCGCACAUCCAUUUAGCACCGGGAUUGCCUGGGGAUGCGGCCGUCCUGAGCGGAAUGAGGAACAACUGUGAAGUGGCCAUAGUAAUCGAUAUUGCCAAGGCUCUGGCAGAUGGGAUCCCCUUUUUCCGCUCGGCUAACGGAGUCAUCCUCACUCCCGGUGAUGCCCAAGGGCUGCUGCUCCCUUGCUAUUUCCGGGAAGCCCUCCAGCUUCGGCCUAAACGGAGCCUUCUGCCUCUUGAGUGAUCCUGUCUUGAGCCACCGAGCCCAUCCUCCUCUACCUCACUUCACAUACUGGUUUUGGGUAAAAUAUUUAUUAAAAACAAAACAAAAGCCCCUCUCUA
This is a messenger RNA of Anolis carolinensis (green anole), 1369 nucleotides long. It is a transcript of the gene trpt1, whose product is annotated as tRNA phosphotransferase 1. Gene Ontology annotation, biological process: tRNA splicing, via endonucleolytic cleavage and ligation. The coding region runs from base 597 to 1271 and encodes 224 amino acids. NCBI's taxonomy places the organism in Eukaryota, Metazoa, Chordata, Lepidosauria, Squamata, Anolidae. The transcript has 7 exons. Gene Ontology annotation, molecular function: tRNA 2'-phosphotransferase activity. The record is from RefSeq and is a predicted model, not a curated record.